This is a messenger RNA of Aureobasidium musti, 1581 nucleotides long. Lineage: Eukaryota; Fungi; Ascomycota; Dothideomycetes; Dothideales; Saccotheciaceae. The record is from the annotation of a GenBank genome assembly.
AAUACAUUAGCAUUCACAAAUCCGAUUAUCACCGGCGUUAAUGCCGACCCAUCUGCCAUUCGUGUUGGUGACGACUAUUUCCUAGUCUCUUCUAGCUUCGAGUACUUUCCUGGUAUCCCCGUAUACCACUCUACGAACCUUGUAGAUUGGACUUUGAUUGGCCAUGGCUUGAACGAGAACAACAAGAUUCAGGAUCGUCAGUUGUUGACUACUGGAGGCAUCUUUGCUCCUACAAUCCGCCAUCACAAUGGUACUUUCUACAUCAUCACGACUUAUGCAGACAAUCCUUUCUCGAAUGACUGGACACAGCCAAUGUAUCUCGAUCAAGCAGGUAUCGAUCCUGAUCUGUUCUGGGAUCACAAUGGGACCGUGUAUCUGAGCACUGCCUAUCCUGAAUUCGGGCCCGAAGGUGGCAACAGCACAAUCUAUCAAUCCAAGUUAGACUUGACGACUGGCCACUCGUUGACUCAACCAACUCUGAUCUACCGCUCUUCUCUGCCUGAGAAGAUUCGAUGGGCUGAGGGUCCGCAUGUGUAUUACAUCAAUGGAACUUAUUACCUUUCGGUUGCUGAAGGUGGCACGGAGGUCCUGCAUCGCCAGACCAUUCAUNNUCGUGGUCCCUCGCCAUCUGGACCCUGGGAAGAAAGCCCCUUAGGCCCUAUGGUGUUCAAUAGUCGUGACCCUUCAGCUCCAAUCCAACAAACUGGCCAUGCGGAUCUUCUGCAGCGUCCUGAUGGUAAAUGGUAUACCGCCUUCCUUGCCGUACGCCCCCAGCUUCCCCAGAACAUCAACGGUACCUACCAGCUUGGUCGUGAGACAUUCUUGAGUCCCGUCACCUGGAGCGAAGAUGGCUGGCCACUGGCAAACAACGGCAAUCUCAUCACUUUCAACAUGGCAGACGCCGACCUACCUUCACAAUCCAACAGCAGCAAGAUCUUGCGCGACGACUUCUCAGGCUGCUCUUUGCAGCCGGGUUGGGAGUUUAGAGGUACACCUUCUAGACCUUGGUGGCGCGUUCAGAACAAUUCUCUGGUGCUCAGAGGAACGACGGCUGCGCUUUCCGCCUUGGAUGGUAUGGCUUUGGUGCUCAGGAAGCAAGAUGCACUAUUCCAUACUUUCAGUGUGGAUCUGGGAUUCGUGCCCACGCUACCAAGCCAUGAGGCCGGUAUAGUGGCUUGGGUUAAUGACCAUUAUCACAACACUAUUUCCGUCGUUUUGUGCAACGAUGGUACCAAUUCCACUUGCUUAAAGACCAUGACGAUUGUUGGAGACAGACUCGGUGACGACGAUGGCAAUACCACUACAGUCUACUAUGCUCUGCCUUCCUCUCUGUCUGUCAAUGGUACGACUCUACGUCUGAGCAUUCGCGCAACGCCAGAGACGUAUCAGUUGGGCUAUUCCAUGCCUGAAGAUAAUGCUACUACAUGGCUGACGGCUUACACGGCUUCUUGGAUGGCUCCUCACUACGAGGGACGUAUCUCCUGGCAGGGAGCGAGGAUGGGUAUGUAUGCGACAGGCAACGGUGUGACCAUGCUCCAAGACGCCGUGUUCAAAGAUGUGGAGGUUAUAAGAGGGCCCCAC